GUCGCAUCGCGGCCAAGGAAAUGGACACGGACGUGGGGGAUUUCGGCAGGCGCAUGGAGCGCGGAGACGUGCGCCCGGAGGACAGAGAGCGCCUGGAGGCGCUGCUGAGGCGACUGACCGAUCCUGCGCCGCCCGCAGCGCCGGCGCCGCCGGCCGUGCCUGUCGUCCCCACAGCGUCCAUCGCGCCUGCCGCCCCCGGUUCGACCGGCCAGCCGAUCCUCAUGCUGCUGCGCAAGGAAGACCCCGAGGAGCUCAGGGUGGGGAGGCUGGGGCCCAAGCUGAUGCCCGAGGCGGCGGGAGCGCCGCGCCUGAAGACGGGUGGGUUCGACGAACGGUGGAAUCGACGCGAGAUCGCCGCGGAGUGGGCAAGGGGCCGGAGAGGUGGUGCAGUUCUCGUGUUGACUCGGGGCUCUGCGCGCCCGGGUGUCCGCGCCGCCCCGCGACGCAGCCCUCUCGCGUGUCGCAAGUGCUUCACGGUGGCGUUCGACACUCGCAGCGCCGAGUGCACUGAACCCUUCUGUCACCCUCUGAUGUGA
Messenger RNA from Ostreobium quekettii, 536 nucleotides. Lineage: Eukaryota; Viridiplantae; Chlorophyta; Ulvophyceae; Bryopsidales; Ostreobiaceae. The record is from the annotation of a GenBank genome assembly.